CAACUUUUUAAGAAUCUUUUCAGAUUUAUAAGUACCUUUCUCGUAUUCAUUAAAAAAUACUUCCAAAAUUUAAACGUAUAGAAUGUCUUCAAAUGGUAAAAAUACAAGUAUAGAAGGUGAUGGCCAGUGCAGUGUAGUUCAUGUAAAAAAUAUUAUCGGUGAUAAAUAUUUAUACGAAAAAUAUAAUGUCCGACGUUUGACCGAAAACUUAAUUGCCAAUAAAUUGCAACUAUCUGUACAACCACUUAAUGCAUCACAGGAUAAGCCUAGUGUUGAGGUACCUUCAAUGAAUAAUCAAGAAGAAAAGAUAGAAGAUAUUGUUGGUGUUAAGUUAAGAUUUAUUAAUGAUCAAAAGAGUAAUGAUAACAGCAAUGGUGUUGAUGCAUCAAAGCAACCACAAUAUGAUGCAAGCAUAGAUGAAAGAUUACCAGAGACAGUCACAUUGCUCACUACGCCGGAAGGUGGAAAAUUAUAUUUAGUAGGCACGGCACAUUUUAGUGUUGAGAGUCAGAAUGAUGUUGCAAUGGUUAUUCAGGCUGUACAGCCUGAUACAGUAGUAGUUGAAUUGUGUAUAUCCAGGAUUGCUGUUAUGAAUAUUAGUGAGGAAGUUCUCUAUCGCAAUGCAACAGAUUUAAGUUUACAAAACUUAAAGGAAAUAUUAACGAAAUAUGGAGUUCACAGUGGCUUGUUACACAUUCUAUUAUACCGAAUGGUAGCCCAUGUUGUUAAAGAACUUGGAAUGGCACCAGGUGGUGAAUUCCGUACAGCAUUUGAAGAGGCAAAAAAAGUACCAAAUUGUAUAAUUCAAUUGGCCGAUCGGUCAAUAAAUAUCACGCUUCAACGUACAUUAAGGGUAUUGUCUUGGUGGGAAAUUAUAAAGCUUAUGUGGAUAGUAGCACGUUUAAAUGGUAGUAUCAGUAAGCAAGAUGUGGAAAAGUGCAAACGAAAGCGUGUAAUAGAGGAAAUGAUUAAUUUCCUGAAAGAAAAAUACCCAGCAAUAGAGAGGACAUUUGUAGCAGAGAGGGACCUCUUCCUAACCUACCAUCUUCAAAAGGCCGCUUGCGUCCAACGUACCGCAGAAGGGUCAAAACCACCAAGAGUCGUAGGUGUUGUUGGUAUGGGGCAUAUCAAUGGAAUAGUAGCAAACUGGGGCAAAGUAAAAGCUUCUGAUAUACACGCUAUCAUGUGUGUGCCUCCCAAACCACUGUCGAGUAAAAUAUUGAUAUUCAUGUUUAAAGCUUCCUUAUUCGGAGCAGCAAUUUAUGUGGGAUAUAAGGUAAUACCGCUGCCAUCAAUUAGUGUAUUCCAGUCUCUGAAGUCGUCAAUUGAGGGGCUAUUGAUGUAAAUUUGGGCUUGCUGAUGUAAACGUAUAUCUACAUAUACAUUUUUAAUCGAACAACAAAGAGGAGAAAACAAAAAAACAAUUC
Molecule: messenger RNA, 1427 nt
Organism: Habropoda laboriosa
Lineage: Eukaryota; Metazoa; Arthropoda; Insecta; Hymenoptera; Apidae
Product: traB domain-containing protein
Exons: 7
Coding region: 83-1345 (420 amino acids)
Source: RefSeq, a predicted model, not a curated record